Cynoglossus semilaevis (tongue sole) is the source of this 5287-nucleotide messenger RNA. It is a transcript of the gene arhgap29a, whose product is annotated as Rho GTPase activating protein 29a. The record is from RefSeq and is a predicted model, not a curated record. The transcript is spliced from 22 exons. Gene Ontology annotation, molecular function: GTPase activator activity. Gene Ontology annotation, cellular component: cytoplasm. Lineage: Eukaryota; Metazoa; Chordata; Actinopteri; Pleuronectiformes; Cynoglossidae. Gene Ontology annotation, biological process: signal transduction; activation of GTPase activity. The coding region runs from base 472 to 4527 and encodes 1351 amino acids.
UUGGAGACGCCACAGAGGGAUUCGUUCAGAGUUCCACUGGACAGCGCUAGGAUAGAGCGGAAUUGGGAGAGUGAGUCAGUGAGUGAGUGAGUGUGCGUGGGCGCAGACAUCAGCUGUGGAGGAGAGCACAUACCGAUCCGUGAUCGUGGAUUCAUUCUUCUCCAACUUUUCCCGUGGUUGGAUUUUCUUUCGAAUGUUUCAGCUGGGAUGUUUGAAAAAGUAGCGACAGAUUUGGGUAGGUCUACCCCGAUGAGUCUACACUGAGUUUGGGAGACAUUUUCUACAUGCAAACCGCAUCUUGGUAAAGAAUGUAGCCCUUCUUUAACCGGACAUCCACAGAGACCGAUCUCCAGCCGAAAUUCGCUCACGUUAAGGAUUGCUUCGUCUCGCUGCUUUGUCCGAUCAUAGGUUCAAGUCUAAAACCAAAUCCUCACCAGUUCCCAGGCCUGACGGCCGAAAGACCAUUAAGAGAUGCUGGCUGCCAUGCUGCGCCAGAGCUCUGGUGGAGGAUCAUGCAGCAGUGCUGGGAGCAGCGGAGUAGGAACCAAAAUCUCCUCGGGUAUCUCCCGCCUCUCUGUCUCCAGCGCCGGGUCAUCGGGCCCCGCUCGGAUUUCCAAGAGCGGCUCGGAGAGCGCGGACGGCCCGGAUACCCCCACGUCGGACCCUCACUACAUUCUGCAGCUCGUCAGCGACGUGCGCAAAUUUGCUGAUGUGCUUCUGCAACUCAAGGAAGUUUUCGGCUCCAAAGAGCACCAGGACUGCCUGCACCAUGUGGUCCACGAGCGCCUCGGGAAGCUGCUGCGAGUCCUGAAGGCCAUCAUCAACAAACACCAGAGCCUGAACUCGGUGGACAUCCUCAGUACAGCUGGAACAGUCAUUGCCUCGGUCAAAGAGGUGAAUUUCAAGGAAGUAAACGACGAGAACAAACAGGAGCUUUUCCGGGACAUCUACGGUGCCAUCGACACAUUGGCAUUCACCUUUGGCAAUGUAGUUUCUGACUUCCUUAUGGGAGAUGUAGAGAAUGGAUCAUUGUUGGGGCUGUCCCUGACUAAAAGAAGCAGGUCGUUCGAGAACCUCUCGGUGGAAUCUGAAGGAUCUGGUCCUGAGAAAGAUGAUCCGCCGGGGCCUUCUCCGCCACUUCGGGUUGAAGAGGUGGACAGCACUUUGCAGCGGCAGGACAACGGCGUGGAGUCUGCGCUGCUUUACGCCAAGGCCUGGUCCAAGUACACCAAAGAGCUGCUGGCAUGGGUGGAAAAGCGUCUCAAUAUGGAUAUCGAAUGUGCAAAGAGCUACGCCAAAAUGGCCGAGUCCGCCAAGACGCUCGCGAGUCAGCAGGAAUUCAUGCCUUUCCGAGAGAUCUACAUGACUGCUUUCAGGAACGACACUGAGUACAGCCAGUUGGUACUACAAACUGCAAACAUACUCCAGAGCUACAAAUUUAUGCAGCCUCUCCUGGCCCGGAAGAAUGAGUUGGACAAACUGCGGAAAGAGGUCAAGGAUCAGUGGCAGAGGGAGCAAAAGAAGAUGAAUGAAGCCGACAGUGCACUGAGGAAGGCUCGGCUGCUGCAGGUCCAGCGGCAAGAGGAGCACGAGAAAGCCAAGGUUUCGACCAGCCGUUUGGAGGAGGAGCAGAUCGGAGGCGGAGGAGGAGCAGCGGCAGCGAAGCAGCUGGAAAAGAGGCGCAGACUGGGGGAGGAGGCCCUGCAGAAGGCGGAAGAGGCCAGGGAGCACUGCAAGGCGUGUCAGGUCGAUGUUGGAGUAAAAAGGGUGGAACUGGCCAAAACCAAGAGCGUGAUCAUCACUCAGCUCCGCGAGAUGGUUUCUCAGUGUGACCUCACCCUCAAGGCAGUGACGGUCAAUUGGUUCCAGCUCCAACAGGCGCAGGUCGUCUCUCUCCCCGUCAACCACCAGAGUCUGUGUGAAAACGCCAAGUUGUACGAGCCUGGCCAGCGCUACAUCGACUUCGUCCGCAGUCUGCCCGCCGACGUGCCUUCUCUGGACUCCCUCUCGUUUGAUUCACCCGUUUCACAAGGCAUAGGGUUGCCGUUCACAAAGCGGGCGCUGAGCGGCUGCAACAGCAACGGGUCGCAGGUGUCCGCGGCCUCCGACUUCCUGGGUGUGGACGACGUGGACAGUCCCACCAAUGCUCAUCACAGCAGGAGUUCAGAGCGACGCUGCAACGGCAGCGCAGACCUCCAAGGUCGAGUCCAAGCUUCUUUUCGCCCCUGGGCCACAGCCAGCCAAAGUGGAGGGAUGUGCAGCGAUUCCGAAAGCGCCGGAGGAAGCAGCGAGUCCCGAUCCAUGGACUCUCCCACAGCUAGUCCAGGAGACUUCAAGAGGAGACUACCCAGAACGCCAUCCACUGGUACCAUGUCCUCCGCUGAUGACCUAGAUGAGAGAGAGCCCACCUCCCCAUCUGAUCACUGCUUGAAUGACGUCAUAGAGACGGCCAGUUCUCCGGGGCCCUUUAGAAACACCCAGAUGUCCAGGGCUGCUCAGACCCACCGGCUGAGGAAGCUGAGGGCGCCCUCUAAGUGUCGAGAGUGCGACGGGCUGGUGGUGUUCCAAGGUGCUGAAUGCGAGGAGUGUUCCCUGGCCUGCCACAAGAAGUGCUUGGAAACGUUGGCCAUCCAGUGCGGUCACAAGAAGCUGCAGGGGAGGCUUCAUCUUUUCGGCAUCGACUUCACGCAGGCGGCAAAAAACAGCCAGGACGGCGUCCCCUUCAUCAUUCGAAAGUGCACGUCGGAAAUCGAGAACAGAGCCCUGAGCAUGAAGGGGAUCUACCGCGUGAAUGGCGCCAAGUCCCGGGUGGAGAAGCUGUGUCAGGCGUUUGAGAACGGGAAGGACCUGGUGGAGCUGUCCGACCUUUACCCCCACGACAUCAGCAAUGUGCUCAAACUCUACCUGCGACAGCUCCCGGAGCCGCUCAUCCAGUUCCGCUUCUACAACGAACUCAUCGGUUUGGCCAAGGAAACCCAGAGUGUAAUCGUGGAGGAACUGGAGGCGCUGCGACUCAGCCCGACCCCGGUGCCCCCGGCCCAGAACAGCAUCGAGAUGAACCGGGUCCUCCUCAAGAUGAAGGACCUGCUGAAGAAGCUGCCGCCAACUCAUUACAAGACGCUGCAAUUCCUAAUAGAACAUCUGCAUCGGGUGACAGAAAAGUCCGAAGAGAACAAAAUGACGGCCAGCAACCUGGGGAUUAUAUUUGGGCCCACGCUGAUCAAGCCGAGGCACGCGGAUGCCGAAGUUUCUCUCUCUUCCCUGGUGGAUUAUCCCUACCAGGCUCUGAUCGUGGAACUCCUGAUCAGACACUACGAGAUGGUCUUCGACACCCCGCUCAGUCCCCUCAGCUGCACCUCACCCACCGAGGGCGAUAUCCACAUCAGGCAUGAGACACGGUUCACCUAUCAGGAGAAGGAGCAGCUGCUGAGCAGGCACUCCAAGUCGCUGGGAGACAUCAAAGAGCAAACCUCCAAGGUGUAUAAGAGGCACUCGUCUGUCAUUCCUUCUUCCCACUUACUGGCGGAGGUCGAGGAAACUCCUCCAGUUCUUCGUGGAAGUGAUUUUGAAGCAGUUGAUGAAAUGGGUUCAGAGUUGAUGAAUGGGAUCCUGUCAUCGAGUGUCCCAGAUGGCCCCGUGACCGCGGAGAGAGGGCUGUGUCGAUCGCAGCACAUCACCGUCGCCAAGGUCCAGCUUCGUCACCAUCGCAACAAACUCUCCUCCCGGCCAGUGAGCCUGCCGGCCGAGCGGAUACUCGGCAUCGGCAAGGUCGAAGAGAACAACAACCGCAACAUCACUCACCAAGGGCUCCAGAAAGGGGGCGCUUUUACCGAGUCCAUCGAGGAAGUGGACGAAGGUGAAAGCGCAAAAGUGCGCGCGGCUUCCCAUAAUCGGAGAACGUUCAUCGACACGCAGACGUUACGCAGGACUUGGGACAAACAGUACAAACUCAGCGUUGCCUCCAGGACUGCGAAAUCGUUGGCGACGUCACCCGCGGACGGCACAGCCGGGGACGCGGCGAUCUUAUCGACGUCAGUGCCGUCGGCUCUGUCUCACGAAACUUCGAGCGGCACCAUCAGAACCAUCUACCCCAACAGACCUUACACUGUUGCGGUGCGACCCAGCAGAACUUUAAGGAGGGAUGACAACGUCACCAAGUACGGCACCGUUUCCACAGCCUUCAGGGCCCCCAGGACGCUGCAGCCCCCUCCGGGAACAUUCUACAAGCCACCUUCGAGGAGUAAAGCCAAAGCGUUGCCCAACUCCGCGUCGACUAACAGUGCCGAGGAGGAGGAGGAAGAUGAUGAAGAGGAAGAGGACGACGAAGCGGAGGAGUUGGGUAUCGAGAUAGAAGUAUCUGUGGAUGAGCCCGCCGAGGAAGACCACGAAGGCGCACAGGAGCCCAUGUCUCUGUCGCCGAGCUCCAGCCCGGAGGACCUGGACCAGAUCAAGGCCAAACCCGUCUACCAGAGACUACGGUCCAGGCGACUCCUGGAGGUGGAAAACCGAGAAGCCCAUUUUGUGUGAACGGCGUUGAAAUGCGAAGUGUGUCUCGUACGUUGCCAGAAUAACACGACAUGGACGAUUUGCACACGUGCUGAAAAAAAAAAGACGCACUUAAAUGUACAUGUGAAACUGAUUUUUUUUUUUCCCGUACACACAAAAUUCACCAGCACAUUGUGGCAACCUUUGGAAUAUUUAUAUAUAUAUAUAUAUAUUUUUUUUUUUUUACACUGUGCAAUUACUUCUUUUUUGGGGGAAUAUUUUGUAUAAAGAUCUUACAUUUUCAUUAUAAAUACCACACGUGUUCAAACGCCAAAAUGUAGUUUUGUUUUAAACUACGUCGCAGAAAAGAAGUCUGGCGCACUUACAUCGAUUUGCUCCCUCGAACUUCGAGAAAGUGUUAAGCUGUUACCUGAAUGGCAUCAUAUUUUUUAUGUUUAUGUUUGUAUAAAACACUUAAAGAAUUAUCUUGUAGCAUAAUGAACACCGCUACUGGCUUUUGCUAAAGUAGUCGUUGUACCAGUUGCGGACGUUGUACAGUCGUUGUCGAACUGAUUUUGAAAGUGUCCAAAAAAAAAAAAAGCGACAUUUUCGAUCUUUUUUCUUUUUCAAUAGCCAAAGUUUUCGUUUUUUUAUUCUUGUUUUAAAAGAGCUUCUUCAAUUGGUAACUUAAAUCACAAAGGUUCGUUGUAAUAAGCCAAUGCAGGAUUUAUUUAAAUCGUAUCUGUUUUUCAUGCUAAGGUUGACGGAAUGUUAAAAGGUCAAUGUAAAAAAAAAAAAAAAA